AUGACAGCUUCAUCAUUCUUCAAAACGAUGGUGACAAAAUCCAACUGGCUUCUUACAGUCUUCACCAUUUCAAGCAUUCGUUUGGAGAUUGUCGCAAUGAACUAUAUUUGUCAAUCUAUGCAUUUGCCAUUAAUAUUCAAUUUUGGUCACACUUCGAAACGAAUGGAGUCUGUAGUGCAAAUUCUUAAAGACUCUUCACAAUGUCCGAAUCUCAAUUUUUACGAUGGGUACUGUACAAUUGAUUUCUGGAAUAAUAAACAGUUCAAAGUUGUGUGUAAUACAAGGGGAUACAAAAUUGAGGACCGGAAACAGCGUUUCGGACUCUAUUCCACAUAUCAUUUGCUCCAUACCAAAGAAGGAACUAUCAUAGAGAAUACUGUCCGCGCCUUGAACCAACUCAAGAAGAUGUUCAAAUUCAACAUGGUUUUUCUAAAUAUUUGUACUAAAACCAUCAAAGUGUCAUUCUUCGAGGAGUUAUUCUCAAAAAUCACGUUUAAUCCGGGCUACAAAAUUACAAUGGAUGGAGUGAAAUUUGAUUUAGACGUUGUCAACUACCUCUUGAACACGCUGAAGGCUGAAGAUUAUUUUGUAUUUUGGAAUUCCGAUAUGCCUUCAGAUUUUAAGCAUGAGAAUGCGUUCAAACUGCAAGGUGUCGUUUAUAUGGAUGGGCGGUGGGUUCAGGUUGAGGACGUUCUCAAAAUACAAGGUGCCGACUUUGUACAUUUACAUGAAACUAACUUCACUGUGGCCAAUGUUCAUGAGAUCAUCGAUAGGUGGAUUAAUAGUGAAGUCGACAUGUUUAAAAAUUUCAAUGCUCAAUAUCUUUUUGAUGAUUUCUUGCCAAAUGCAAUAUUAGAUGACUUGAUUGGAUUUGAACAAAUGUGUCUGUUUGGACCCAUGUUUUUCACUCUUGCCAAAUCCACUUCAGCCGCUCGAGUUGACACAGUUCUGGCUAUAGCCAUAAGACAAUCAUAUUUCAUACUGUGCGCGUGGAAACCCACAGAAUCAUUUCCCGUUGAAUAUGCGAAAGGUGAUGCUUAUAAAGAUGCUUAUAAGAUUCUGACGAUACUAAACAAGAAGGACAAGCUAGAAAAAGAAAUGAAACAGGAGACUGAUGGUUACGAGAGAAAUCGAUUAGCUGAAGAGAUUCAAGAAUUGGUCGAGAAGAUGUGGGAUCUGGGAGGGCGUUUUGAAAAUGGAAAGGUUUAUGUUGACAGGUGA
Caenorhabditis remanei is the source of this 1221-nucleotide messenger RNA. RefSeq lists its product as uncharacterized. The record is from RefSeq and is a predicted model, not a curated record. The transcript is spliced from 6 exons. Lineage: Eukaryota; Metazoa; Nematoda; Chromadorea; Rhabditida; Rhabditidae. Bases 1 to 1221 code for a protein of 406 amino acids.